Messenger RNA from Epinephelus lanceolatus (giant grouper), 1216 nucleotides. Its product is annotated as AP-1 complex subunit sigma-2-like. NCBI's taxonomy places the organism in Eukaryota, Metazoa, Chordata, Actinopteri, Perciformes, Serranidae. Gene Ontology annotation, molecular function: clathrin-cargo adaptor activity. Gene Ontology annotation, biological process: vesicle-mediated transport; intracellular protein transport. Gene Ontology annotation, cellular component: AP-1 adaptor complex; membrane coat. The record is from RefSeq and is a predicted model, not a curated record.
GCAACCACCAUCCGCUAGCUACAUUAGCAUCAAGCUGAAUGAGAGGCUAACGUGCAGAGACACGCAAAUAUCUGCACACUGUCUUUGGUUAUGUGUUUCGCUUGAAUUUACUGAAGUUACCAGUCGUCUAAGAGACUAAACCGAAGAUCCGGUCGAAGAUGCAGUUCAUGCUGUUGUUCAGCCGGCAGGGAAAGCUGAGGUUACAGAAAUGGUACGUGCCUCUCUCUGACAAGGAGAGGAAGAAGAUAUCCAGAGACCUGGUCCAGACCAUCCUGGCCAGGAAGCCCAAGAUGUGCAGCUUCUUGGAGUGGAGGGACCUCAAGAUUGUGUACAAGAGAUACGCGAGCCUGUAUUUCUGCUGUGCAGUCGAGGAUCAGGAUAAUGAGCUGAUCACCCUGGAAAUCAUCCACAGAUACGUGGAGCUGUUGGACAAGUACUUUGGCAGUGUGUGUGAGCUGGAUAUUAUCUUCAACUUUGAGAAGGCCUACUUUAUCCUGGAUGAGUUCCUGCUGGGUGGAGAGGCCCAGGAGACAUCCAAGAAGAAUGUGCUAAAGGCCAUCGAACAAGCUGACCUGCUGCAGGAGGAGGCCGAGGCACCACGGAGUGUCUUAGAAGAAAUUGGGCUGACAUAAAUCAUCACACCGCUGCCUCGCAGUUCCUUUUUCCAGAUGCAGAUCUGGCAACCUCCAUGUCUCUCUCCUGUCUCCUCCUGUUCACUGUGUCAGUGUUAUAUGUAUAUAAUCACCAUCCAUGUACUGUAUUACUCUGUACUGUACUAUCCAGUAAUGUCCUUUCAAUGUGGUGCCAACUGUGGUUUUAAUGUGUCUCCUAUGUACAAUCUCCCUCACUGUAUUUUGCCGUACUAUUAGCAAACUUCACACCCUGAACUUCUUAAAACUCCACAGAGUACAAUGUAGCGACGACAUGAGAACUCUUGCAUCGUAUCAAGAUCAUUCAUCAUCACUUGAUUGCAGAGUUGUGUGUGCUGUUUGGCUUACAGAACUUCUUUAAGGUGCUGUUGAAGCCGCAGUUGUAGCUUCUCCUGUAUUAUCAUCACAUUUGAGUCACAAAGCUAAGCAUGCUAUCUCAUACUCACAACCCACAGCGUUGUUAAACAAAACUUACAGCUGUUCUGAAAGUAUUACCAGACUCUUCUUCCAAUCUGGAUGGAAAAAAAUAUUCUGUUUGCCGCCCAAUAAAAAAACAGCUCAUCUCA